Dentiscutata heterogama is the source of this 2537-nucleotide messenger RNA. Lineage: Eukaryota; Fungi; Glomeromycota; Glomeromycetes; Diversisporales; Gigasporaceae. The record is from the annotation of a GenBank genome assembly.
AUGGAAAAAGACUUAGAUUCUGAUAAUAAAAAAAUAUUGAUAAUUCCUUCAAUUGACGUGCCUAAUCCGAAUGUACUAGAAGCAGUCGUUUUUCCCUUAAGAAUAGCAAGCAAAGAACCAUCGACUGAAUCAAAUAUGACCUCAUUGACUGGAUUUGACGAAACUGGUAUUAGCACUCAAAAUAUUUCUAGUUUUUCGUCUAAUAUCAAUGAUAAAGAUGAUAAAGAUCAUGUGUCUUCAACUGAUGUAUCUAAAUUAAUUCUAUUUCAAGAAGGGAUAACCAGAACGAGUACUAAAGAUUUAAUAGAAGCAACAUUUGAAAAUGAUGAAAAUGAUAUAAAUGAUCAAAGUGAUGAUACUGAUACUGAUUCUCAAAAUGAUGAAAUUAAUAUAAAUGCACAAGAUGAUGAAAAGGUCAAAAAUAUACAGAGCAAUACAAGUGCAAAAAAUGCUGAUAUAAAUGCCGAAGAUCAAUUUGAUCAGGAAUCUUCAAAAUCUGUUAAAAGAAGUUGGAGUAUUAAACGAGUCUUUAGCAGGAAAAAAAAGAAAAACAAGGAUAAUCAAUCGAACGAUCUUGUAAAAGAUUUCAUGGACAAUGCAACUGCUAAUCAAGCUCACGACACUGCGACCGAACAAGAUAAUCAAAAUGAUCAAAUAUUAGGUCCUCACGUAAUUCCACCUGAACUUUUUACCGAAAAUAUGGUGACUACUUAUUUUCAUGUAAUAAUGCCGAAAAAAGUUUUUAAAAGAAAAUUUAUGGUAUUUGUGAUUGGUAACAUUAAGGAAUUAGGAGAUGGAAGAUAUGGCAUCGUACAACUCAAACGAUAUGAUAAAAAUCCUAUUUAUUGGUAUUCUGAUCCAAUUAGUGUACCGAUUAAUGUUCUCGAAGACAGACCUAUUCGAUAUGGUUACUUUGUUUAUAAAGGCGCUAAGAGUAGUUUAGCAAAAAAAUUGUUUAAUCAGUUAACUAUCAAAAGUAAUUCAUCAUUUGAAAAUAUAGUUCCUGAUAUCGACGUUGAUGCAGAAAAUUGGUUUUGGGAUCGCAAUAAGCGUGAAUUCAUUUUUAGGGAAAAUCAAUAUGAUUUAUGGAGUAACACUGAAAAGUACCGAAUAAAAUUAAAAGAUUUAUUAAAAUAUUAUCCAUAUAUCUCUAUCAUCUAUGGGUCGAUUAAUGAUAAGAAUUUAAAAGAGAAAAUCAUUGAAUAUUUAGAUAUUAACAAGAGACAUGCUUCUAUUUUGGAUUAUGAUGUGUUAGAGCGGUUUGUUUUUAAGAACUUUUGUGACUCAAAUUCUAUUAAGCAAAAUGUAUUUUUAUGCGUUUUGUUAGGCUACGCGAUAAAAGAAAAAAAGUUUAAAAAUUAUAUGCCACUUGGAUAUAAUCUUCCGGAAGAUUUCCCUUCCAUUGAUAUGUUACGAACCUUCAAGGAUAUCAGUAAGGAUGAUUUACCUCAUGGAGUUAUUAAAGUGCUGCCACAAGUUGUCUGUACAGUAGUACUGCAUAUUUCCACCUUUUCUACAAAAUUCGAAUGGAUAAAGGCUUUUGAAGUUGCUCCAGUUAUAGAUUCAAAGUAUACUUUCCUUGAACAGUUCAAAGUUCCUGUGUAUACGAGAGGAAAUGAGUCAAAUUUCUUAGAAUCACUCAAAAAAUUUGCCAAACCAUCCAUGGAUAAAAUUACAAAUGAUGGCACUUACGUGAAAGUUUGCAAAAAUCUACUUUCUUUAUGCCAAAGCAUUGCUGCGAUAAUAUUUUUAUGGCAAUCCAUUUUUCAUCCUGAUACAUAUAUGUAUGAUGACCUUAGUGAAUAUUCUCUCAAUCGUCUAAAUUAUUUCUUAAUGAAUGACAACGCAAAAGAGUUGGAGAAACAUCUUAAAGAGAUACCUGUUAAUUUUAAUAUCGAUUUUACUUUCGUAUUUCGUGAAAGAAUCUUUAAAUUAUUAAGUAAUUUUAAUGUUAGUUGGGAUAAAGAUAAUAUAGACUCGAUACUUAAAUUACUUAAUAAUGCUAGAUUGAACUGGCAAGAGGAUACUGUCCUGCAAGCACUUGGUGUUUUUUCUGCUUCAGGGAACAUGGAUUUAUUACAAAGUUUUCCUAUUCAAUUAGUAAUGUUUCUCGAAAAAGAUUUCAUAGAUAUCGAUUCGAACGAUAAAAGACUCGGUAAAAUUUGUACUCAAUGGUUCAAAAGCGCACUGGCGUGUAUUAAGGAAGAACAAAAUGCACCCAAGCAUAUCGAGGAAAACUUUUCAUGCACAAUAUUUCAUUACCUUUCAACAAUGUACUCCAUCAUGAAAAAAUACAAUAUUACAAGUGUUCAGCUCUUUAAUGCUGCUGAAGAAGCAGUUAAAGUUCUUAAAGAUAAUGUGAUUUUCGAUGCUGCUGUUAAUAUUGGAGAUCUUAAGCAAAAAGAACUUAUAGAAAUAUUUAGUCAUGUAUUGAAAGAAAGAUUUGAUUCAGAUGUCAAAAAUAGUGAUAUCAAAUUAUUAAGUAAAAUAAUGAGAAUUUGCAAGUCUAAAGGACAACAAUUACAUAUCCCAAACAC